Molecule: messenger RNA, 2334 nt
Organism: Colletotrichum aenigma
Lineage: Eukaryota; Fungi; Ascomycota; Sordariomycetes; Glomerellales; Glomerellaceae
Exons: 3
Coding region: 1-2334 (777 amino acids)
Source: RefSeq, a predicted model, not a curated record
AUGGCAGACUUGUACUACUCGUACAAGGAUUCUACGAACUACGUACUUGGGUGGAUGCGGUUGAACUGCCGACCGAGCGAGGCUGUACCGGCGGAAGAGAAAUUCAAAACCACGGCGGAAAUCAUCAACGCGGCCAAAAGAGUUCGGAACCUGAAGAAGGAGGUUCCUCAGUCUGUACUUGCAUCACUCGCAGAUGCCAUCAAAACCCGGCAAAAUGUCCUUGAGAUUGUCAGAGGCUUAGAGGUAUCUGCAAACAGCCAAAAUGAUGCCGACAGCGACCGCACACAUGCGGCAUUUAUCCAACGGCUGUCCAAUGUUCUCGAGAUCCUGAUGCCGCUCAGGGCAGCAAACGCGGCGAACCCUGUGCUUUCACCAGAUGAGGCCCGCAUGAUGCAAACCAUCAACCGAUUUGAGGGAUUUGAUCUGCUUCAAGAUGUUGAGUCAAGCGACUCUGAGAGCAACAGUAGCGGCGGUCCCUUAGAGCCCUCGGCAAUUGAGGAACCUGCCGAAGAAGUCUCCGAGAAUGAAUCUGACAGCCAUCGAGAGUUGCUGGGAUAUGAUGGUAUUGUCCUUGAGGAUGACGACAUAGGAGAGUGGAUUGAGUUGACGCACUUCAUCUACGAAUGGGACUCCAUCUGCAAAGUCGUUAACGACUGCUGGGUCGAAGCAGCUGAGGGCAAGAUUCCCAUCUUGAUGGCUACCUGGGUCUCGAACAUGGCCUUUAAACAGGCGGGACAGAUUUUCGAUCGCAAGAUACCCAAAAUAGUCAAGACCUAUGACGAGCUCGUGGAAAAGUGGAUCUACCACAAAGGCAAGGGCAUCGAUCUCAUGUUCGACGACGACGAGGGUCUGCUCGAACAAGGCCGUGGACGUUUCGCCAACCUGAACGGUCUCUGCCACCCGGGCGAAGUGCUGCAGUAUCGUCGCACCAAGGGCAAGUACAAGGUUGCUCGCCGCGAAGCUGCCGACCGCAGGGACCCCGUCACCAUCAUACAACCUCCCUGGGCUUGGUUGCAGGCUCAAGAGAAGGCGGACGUAAUUCAUGACGACCUCGCCUUUGACAUGUUCCAGGAGAACAUGCGCUUACUUCUUGAGAACGGCCGCGGCAUUGCCGGAGUGGAAUCAUUCCGAGGGCCCGGCCGGGCAUGCGAGCCUUUGCUUAUGCUCUGGAAAGAAGCCCUUGAUGAGCCCGAGAAACCUCUGUCUGCGAAGCUGGUGUUCGGUCUCGAGAUGGUCUUGUCGACCUUCAAGUCUUUCCUCUGGCCAGACGUCAUGACGAACAAGACCAACUGUCGCAUUGCUGCCUUGAAGUUCGCACAGGAUGUCAAGUCGAACUUGGCGCAAACUCUCGAUAUCUUGCAGAAAGAUGCUGGUCCUGAAAAGAGCCGGACCCGACAAGAACACGAAGACCGUCUCAUUUCGAUGAUCGCCAAGAUGGACAUGUUCUGCCGUGAGAAGCGCUUCGACUUGUACUAUCAAGCUCCCUGGAUAGCGGGAUGCCACAUGCUCGAGUUCCACACCCUUGCGAUGCACGAUGGUGUCUAUGUCUGCAGUGUGAGCGGUCACGUUUGCGCAACUCUCCAUAUGUAUAACGCCCUGCGCCAAGUGGGCAACAAAACGAUCAAGUCGAUCCCCAUCCUGGACUUUCUCUGCGAGAUAUUCAAAGACCGUCUGUUUUUCAGCGCGUUUCCGAAGAAGAAGUUCAGCACGUACUUCCGGAGAGCCCAAGGAUGUGGCAUCCAGAAAAACAAAGACCUCGUGGGUUGGUAUGCCUCUGGACUGGCGCAGCCGUUCACCAAAGACGCCUACCGCAAAAGCCACAUGGACACGGAGACCAUUUCCCUGUUCCACACCGCGCACAUGUGGGACUAUACACCCAAGCGUUGGAGUUUCUGGAACGAGAUCUUUGGAGAUCCCGACAGGAAAGCUUCAGAGAAGGAGGCGAAACGGCUUGAGAGAUGGGUCAGCUUGCAGCCCAUGAACAUCAUCAUCGAGGGCGUCAAGAACAAAGUUCUACCAGAACUGAAGGGUGAGAAGCCAGUCGCGCGCCUCAAUUUCUUCGCCGUUUUCCGUCUCUGUGUCCGCAUCAUGGAGCGCUUCGCGAAAGACCUUCCCAAGGUCGCGCGUUUGAAUGUGAAUAAAAGUAUGCUUCCACAGGGGGCUGGGCUUGGGUCCCUAUAUAUGGACAUCAUCUUGGAUGACUUUUCGGCGCAAUUGGACGAUGACUACGCUCGGAAGCACAUAGAGGAAUUCCCUGGCUUGCUUGAGUGUCGUAGGAUUUUUGAGAGCCUGCAGGAGAAUCUUGAUGUCGCAAGCUACUUGUGGUCUUUCUGA